Messenger RNA from Synchytrium microbalum, 963 nucleotides. RefSeq lists its product as uncharacterized. The transcript has a single exon. The coding region runs from base 1 to 963 and encodes 320 amino acids. Gene Ontology annotation, cellular component: endoplasmic reticulum. Gene Ontology annotation, biological process: fatty acid elongation. The record is from RefSeq and is a predicted model, not a curated record. NCBI's taxonomy places the organism in Eukaryota, Fungi, Chytridiomycota, Chytridiomycetes, Synchytriales, Synchytriaceae.
AUGCUGCAAGCAGUAACCGCCAUCGCUACCAACAUGCUCGCCGUAGCAGGAGCUCUCUACCUCUCCAACCUGGCCUACACAUUCAUGUCUCGUGUAUACUCUCUCUAUGGACCAUCUCCCAUCUCCAUCUCCAAAUACACGGCAGACAAUGCAUGGGCCAUAGUAACAGGUGCCUCGGACGGAAUCGGAAAAGAGUUCGCACUCGCUCUUGCCAAGCGUGGAUUCAACAUUCUCAUCAUGGCCCGCACUCAAUCUAAACUCGAUGCUGUAGCAAAGGAGGCUAAAGAAAAGGCAAACAAGAAAAUCGAAUGUAAAGUCAUUGCAUUUGAUUUUAUGAAUGCUAGUGACGCCGAGUAUGCAUCGCUACAAAAGACACUUGAUUCGUUGAAUGUCACUGUAUUGGUAAAUAACGUCGGUGUAAACCAUGACAUCCCAACUCCAUUCGUCGACGAAACAGCUGCUACCAUCGAUGGCAUAGUCCAAGUAAACGUUAAAGCCACAAUGAAAAUUACCCGUAUCGUACUCCCAGCCAUGAUUGCCAAACAUAAAGGCAUCAUCCUCAACCUCGGAUCAUUCGCAGGUCAGGUCCCAACAGGCUACCUCUCUGUCUACUCGGCAUCCAAGGCUUGGCUCAAAUCAUGGUCGCUGGCUCUCGACCAGGAAGUCAAAUCCAAGGGGGUUAUAGUCCAGCACUUGAAUACCUACUUUGUCACUACGGGAAUGUCAAAAAUACGAAAGGCUUCCAUGACGACACCCACUGCCAAGGAUUAUGUGAGGGCUGCUAUUGCUAGUAUUGGUAAAGGUCCUAAUGUUACCCCGUUUUGGAGCCACUCGUGGGCUGAAUGGGCAAUGACGACGUUUGUGCCAGAGGCUUACUUGGUUGGGUAUAGUGCGUCGUUGAAUGCCGGGAUACGUAAGAGGGCAUUGGCAAAGAGGGAACGGGAAUCGAAGCGUGAUAAUUAG